AUGCUGCUAAUUCUUGCCUUAAUUGUUACAUCUUCAGCUAAAUUAGACCUUAGUGCUGAACUUCCAAUCGAGGAAGCAGAAAAACUCAGCGGCAAGGAUCUUGUCGAAUAUUUGCGCAGACAUCAGACGUUAUUCCAAGUGAAAGAUUCUGAGGAUAAAGAUCAUGAAGUGAUGGAUGAGGAAUAUCUGAAGAUACCCGAUGGAAUGUAUCGGAAAGCGAUAAAGCUUGAUGAGAAUGAAGAGAUUCCCGACAGGUUUGAUGCUCGUGAUAAAUGGCCUCAAUGUGCGCAUCUAAUAGGCGAUAUACGCGACCAGACGAAAUGCGGUUCUUGUUGGGCGGUUUCUGCUGCAGAAGUAAUGACAGACAGAGCGUGCGUACAAUCAGGAGGAAGAAUUAAGGUACAUCUCUCCGACACUGAAAUUCUCUCGUGUUGUGGGAAAUUUUGCGGUUAUGGAUGUCGUGGUGGCUACGCGAUGAGAGCAUGGAAAUAUAUAAUGAGAAAUGGAAUUUGCACUGGAGGGCAUUAUGGAAGCAAGGGUGUUUGCAAACCUUAUGCUUUCCACCCGUGUGGUGUUCAUAAAGAUCAGAAGUUCUACGGUCCAUGUCCAAAAAUAUCUUAUGAAACACCGCAGUGUAGACACUCCUGUCAACGUGGUUACGUUAAACAGUAUCAAAAGGAUAAGGUUUACGCAAAGGAUGCCUACAUGCUUCCGAAUGACGAAAAACUUAUUAGGAAAGAAAUAAUGACAAAUGGGCCAGUUCAAGGAUCUUAUGAAACCUACAAGGACUUCAAACUAUACGAUGGAGGAAUUUACGAGCACAAAGCUGGAGAAAGAAGUGGCGGACAUUCCGUUAAAAUCAUCGGAUGGGGAGUAGAUAAUGGUACAGCCUACUGGCUCAUUGCCAACUCCUGGAGCAAAGACUGGGGUGAGAAUGGGUUUUUCCGUAUGGUUCGAGGAAAAAAUAAUUGCAAACUGGAAGAGAUGGUCAAUGCAGGAAUGAUGGAUGUGUAA
Molecule: messenger RNA, 1014 nt
Organism: Necator americanus (New World hookworm)
Lineage: Eukaryota; Metazoa; Nematoda; Chromadorea; Rhabditida; Ancylostomatidae
Exons: 11
Coding region: 1-1014 (337 amino acids)
Cellular component (GO): lysosome
Molecular function (GO): cysteine-type endopeptidase activity
Source: RefSeq, a predicted model, not a curated record